AUGAACAUCAGCGCUACUUUGAAUGUCUUGCGUCUAUUCUUGAACCCAAAACUAUGUAUUCCACAGGCCGAGGUAGCAAAUUUCAGUCAACUUCCAGUACCGAUUGGGCCCUCUGUAAAGGCUGUUGUGCUUGACAAGGACAACUGUUUUGCAUAUCCACAUGAGAACGAGGUGUGGCCAGAAUAUGAAAAAACCUGGCUCAAAUUGAAGCAAGCGUACCCUAACGCUUCAUUGCUUAUUGUGAGCAAUAGCGCAGGUAGUAGCGACGAUCCUGAUGGUAAGCAGGCCAAUUUGUUAGAAUCAAAAGUUGGAGUAUCGGUCCUCCGGCACGCAGUAAAGAAACCGGGGUGCCGCGACGAGAUCAUGGAGUAUUUUGCCUCGCACAACAUUACUCAAGACCCAAAGGAAAUUGCAGUCGUUGGAGAUCGGCUAUUCACUGACAUUCUUAUGGCGAAUUUAAUGGGUAGUCAGGGUAUUUGGGUUAGAGACGGCGUGAAACCUUCCAAAAGUCCAGUAAGUUUUUUGGAGAAAAGACUGCACGAUUGGUUAAACCCUGGCAAGUGA
Molecule: messenger RNA, 564 nt
Organism: Lachancea nothofagi CBS 11611
Lineage: Eukaryota; Fungi; Ascomycota; Saccharomycetes; Saccharomycetales; Saccharomycetaceae
Source: the annotation of a GenBank genome assembly